AUGGGGUCAUGAAUCACAUGCAAAAUGCUGGGAAUGCUGAGGACCCAACUCAUUUCAGCACACCACUGGACUGCCUCGUCUCAUUCCAACACCCGCGGUCGUGAUGUGACUAGACACGCUGGGUUUUUACAUAGUUGGUAGGUAAGUUAGCACGCUACACUGCGAUAAUUCAAAGCAGUUAAAGGAUCAGCGGCUAGAUUCCCGAACGCGCCGAGCUGCAGAUGCCUGUCUCUUCCCGAGCGGAUGACCAAGCUUAGUCGCAGCCAGGCCGCUGUCACUGUCGCGUGCCCAUUGAUAGCGUCGAGCCCGCCCUGCCCUCAGCUGUAUACAUAUUAUCUAUAAUACGUACAGCCAAGCUGGUUGCUGUGACCCGACGACGCCUGCAACAAACACCCCCGGCCGGCCGGGAGGGCCUGAUGCAUCUCUAAUCCGCUGUUUGUCUCUUGUCCUCCUCGCCGCAGCCAUGGGGGCCUUUGCGAGUAUCUGGCAGACGGUUGCCUAUGUCGUCAGCUUCUGGUACAUUAAGCUCUUUGGCUGGUGGCGGUCCCAGCCGCCCAAGGCCCUGUGGAUGGCGCGGCUGCGCAACGCGACCACGUACGAGGACUGGGAGGCCGCGGCGCUGCAGCUCGACAAGCUGCACGGCUUCGACCUCUGGCGCGAGAUGUCCCAGUCCAAGCAUUACGACUGGGCCCUGAUCAAGGACCGCCUGCAGCUGCUGCACGACACCCGCGUCGACCCGACCCAGCACCACCGCCUGCCCAACCUCAUCCGCUCCGGCCUGGUGCGCAACCUGGGGAACAUCACGUCCCCCAAGCUGUACAACUGCUCCUUCGCCGGCACUAAGCUCAUCAUCGAGGAGUACAUCGCCCAGGUCAUCUUUGCCAUCGAUGACUUCCUCGCCGCCCCCAUCACCGCGACUGCUACCAGCCCGUCCCGGCAGCAGCCCACUAGCCCCGCCGUCGACGAGGAGUCUUGCGACCAGCCCACGGAUGACCAGCCCUCCCGGGCCCCAGGAGCUGCCGCGGUAUCCACCGGUGGCCAUGCUGCCUCUGCCAACGCCGCCGCUCCCCGGCCUGCUCCUACGUCUCCGGCUCUGUCCAUGCAGGCCAAGAUGACCUUCAUCCACGACACCCGCCAGGCCUUUGGCCGCACGAGUCUGAUCCUCCAGGGCGGCUCAAUCUUCGGCAUGUGCCACCUCGGCGUCGUCAAGGCCCUGUUCCUGCGCGGCCUGCUCCCCCAGGUCAUCACGGGCACCGCCGUCGGCGCCCUGAUCGCCGCCCUGAUCGCCGUCCACACCGACGAGGAGCUGCCGGGGGUGCUCUCGGGCGAAGCCAUCGACCUGUCCGCCUUCACGCCGACCUCGGGCAAGUCGACGCCCCCGGCCGCGGACGCGGAUUCCUCGUCCUCCGUCGCCGGCAGCAUCGCGGCCUUUGUCGCCUCGGUCCUGUACGCUUGCGCGCCCCUCUCGUCUAGCUCCACACGCCGCUGGAUGACGCUGCUCCGCCGCCUCAGGCGCUUCACCGAGAAGGGCUACUUCCUCGACGUCGACGUGCUCGAGCGCUGCGUCCGCGACAACGUCGGCGAGCUCACCUUCCAGGAGGCCUUCAGGCGUACCGGCCGCGUGCUCAACAUCACUGUCGCAACGGCCGAGCAGGGAGGUGUGCCCACGGUGCUGAACCACAUCACCUCGCCUCAUGUGCUGAUCUGGACCGCUGCGGCCGCCUCCAACGCCGACUUCCCGUCCCUGUACGGACGCGAGACGCAGCUGCUCUGCAAGCGGCCCAACGGCGAGAUCGAGCGCUGGGGCCCCGCAAACGCCAUCAACUUCCGGCACUGGACCGAGGCGGCCUACGGCGAGCGCAACUCGCCGCUCCGACGCAUCGCCGAGCUCUUCAAUGUCAACAACUUUGUCAUCAGCCAGGCCCGCCCCUACGUCGUGCCGUUUCUGCGGCCCGACAUGCACGGCCCGACGUCGUCGUCGUCCGUCUUUGGCGGCGGCGGCGGCAGCGCUACGGCCACGGCCUCGGCCGGCGCCGGCCUCGCCACCUCGACCCUCGGCUUCUUCCUGCGCCUGGCCGGGCUCGAGGCCCGCCACCGGCUCCGCCAGCUCGACCAGCUGGGGCUGCUGCCCACCAGCAUCCGCCGCUUCCUCGUCGACGACCGCGUCCCCGGCGGCGGCUCCGCCCUCACCCUCGUGCCCGAGGUGCGCGCCUCCGACUUUGCCCGCCUGCUCGAGGUGCCCACGCGCGACGCCCUCGGCUACUGGAUCCACAUUGGCGAGAAGAGCGUGUGGCCCGCCCUGUCGGCCCUCGAGGUGCGCUGCGCCAUCGAGACCAAGCUCGACUGGGCCUACAGGCGCACCAGGCGCAUGAGCACCAGCCCGCCUUUGUGGCAGGAUGCGGCGGCGGCGGCGGCGGCGGCGGCGCAGGGUGGAACUGGAAGCAAGGGCAGCAACACGGACACGACGUCUGUGAAGCAGGCGAGAGCUGGCAAGGGGUCGCCAGGUUGAAGUUGUCAAGGUUCCGGGAUCCAAUGUCUGCGCUCUUGUUGUUUUCUCCAACGUUUUCGUGCCUUUUUUUUUGUACUAUAAUACGUCACAACGCAUGGCUUCUCUCUCCAUGUUUCCUAUGUUCUCCUGAAUGGACAGACCUAAAGGUCCUUGAUGUAUUGCAUUCAUCCCAUACCUCCAAAAGAAAAAAAAACACAACCCAAAAGAAAAAAGAAAGCCAACAAAAAAAAACUCCCUAGCCAUUGCUCAUCCGCCUGCUCCACCGUGCAGCCUCUUGCCUCCGCUGC
Messenger RNA from Gaeumannomyces tritici R3-111a-1, 2796 nucleotides. RefSeq lists its product as hypothetical. The record is from RefSeq and is a predicted model, not a curated record. The transcript is spliced from 3 exons. Lineage: Eukaryota; Fungi; Ascomycota; Sordariomycetes; Magnaporthales; Magnaporthaceae. Bases 464 to 2509 code for a protein of 681 amino acids. Gene Ontology annotation, molecular function: triacylglycerol lipase activity. Gene Ontology annotation, biological process: lipid metabolic process.